AAGACGGCGCGGGAGAAAAAGUCUACGGGGAGAUGUAAGCAAGUAUCUAUAUACAAAUGGAGGACCACACGGGGUGGGGGUAUACGGUGGUUACUUCGUCAUGGAGGAUCAUAAUGAUUUUGAUGAUUUUCCUCACUCUUUCAAGAACUAUGUUAAGUCGACAAAACUAACCUGGCGUCGCCUGGAGCCGAUGAAUUCUAGUGUUUUCUGGAGUGAGGAUGCCCUGGAAUCUGAAAGUUCUCCGACUCAUUCCUCAGGUGGCGUUCCCAAUUCAGUACCCGAAACACUGAUCGCCAAUGGAAAAGUUACAGUCAAGAUUAGAUCUGUUAUUGAGAAGUUAACAACUGACUUUGGCCAUUUAAAAUCUGGUGUUCUACUUCAGUUAUGGGCACCCAGAACAGAUGGAGACAGAUGUGUGCUUACCACUACGGAUCAACCUUUUGGCCUUUAUGAAACUGAAGCACUUUGUAACUUUAGAAUGAAAUGUAUGGAGUAUAAAUUUUAUGUGGAUGCCAAAAGUGCAGAUGACCCCGGGGUACUGGGCCAUGUUUUCCGGCAAAAUGAGCUAGCAUUUACUCCAUAUGUCAUGUAUUACACAUAUGAAAAGUACCCGCAGCGCGAUGAUGCUAUAAAAUCAGCUGUUCAGACAUCUAUGGCUUUUCCAGUGAUUUAUCCUUCUUCCAGUCGCUGUGUUGGUGUACUCGAACUACUGUUUACUAGAGUGUUCUUCAACGCUCUGUAUAUAGUUAACAAAGUCAAUGCAGAGCUUCAGGAUGUAGGUCUGGAAAAGUCAGAUACAUAUGGCCAUCUUGUCACACCGGUGGAUUACAAAGCUCACAAUCAGGUGCUGGUAGAAUUAUCAAAGGGGAUGAAAGUGGUUUGUGAAACUCAUAAAUUACUUUUGAGUCUGGCCUGGGUUCCAUGCAGUUGUGGUAGAGAUGCGGAAUUGGAUGGCAGUUGCAAUAAGCGCUAUGUCAGCUGUAAGGGACAAGUCGUGAACACAAUUGUUUGUAUGGAAACAUUCUAUGCUUCUGAUGUGUAUAACCAGGGUUUUGUCAAUUCUUGUUCUGACUAUUACAUACGAACGGGGCACAGUGUUGUUGGGAGUGCAUUACGGUCCUAUAGUCCAUGUUUCUGCGAGGAUGUGACUCAAUUUAGCAAAACUGAGUACCCAUUAGUGCACUUUGCAUGCGCAUACAGGCUAACUAGCAGUUUUGCAAUUUGCUUGAGAAGUACUUAUACUGGAGAUGUAGAUUAUGUAAUAGAAUUUUUUCUGCCUCGAAAUAUAGAAAGUGAUCCGGUUCUAAGGACCUUGUUGUAUUCCAUAUUGGCCACAAUGAAACAGCAUUUCCGAAGUUUUAAGGUUGCUUCUGGAGAAGAACUGGGACAGGAAUUAUCGAUUGAAGUUUUGAAGGAUAGGAGACUAUGGCAUUGAUCUCAAAUAUGCCGAAUUACUAUA
This is a messenger RNA of Camellia sinensis, 1459 nucleotides long. Its product is annotated as protein NLP6. Gene Ontology annotation, molecular function: DNA-binding transcription factor activity. NCBI's taxonomy places the organism in Eukaryota, Viridiplantae, Streptophyta, Magnoliopsida, Ericales, Theaceae. The record is from RefSeq and is a predicted model, not a curated record.